Molecule: messenger RNA, 1541 nt
Organism: Toxorhynchites rutilus septentrionalis
Lineage: Eukaryota; Metazoa; Arthropoda; Insecta; Diptera; Culicidae
Product: fatty acyl-CoA reductase wat-like
Exons: 3
Coding region: 8-1495 (495 amino acids)
Biological process (GO): long-chain fatty-acyl-CoA metabolic process
Cellular component (GO): peroxisome
Molecular function (GO): alcohol-forming very long-chain fatty acyl-CoA reductase (NADP+) activity
Source: RefSeq, a predicted model, not a curated record
ACGAAAGAUGAGUGACGGUGGCCGUGCGAAAGUGGUAGAAUUCUACCGGGGUACCACAGUACUCAUGACCGGUGCGAGUGGAUUCGUGGGACAAGUUUUGCUGGAGAAAAUCCUUCGCUGUUUGGACGUUAGCAAAGUGUAUCUGGUUAUCCGGGCGAAGAAGAAUUUGAGUGGCGAGGCUAGGCUGGAGCGCAUUCUGAGCAGCCCGUUGUUCGAUGGGGUUCGAAACGAUGCAUCGAUGUUGAAUAAAUUGCGCCGAAAAGUGAUACCGGUUGAACUAUGUUUGGACAGUGGUUUUAAUUUUGCGGAUGAAGAUUUGAAGUGUGCACUUCAAGAGCAAGUGGAAGUAGUGUUCAAUCUAUUAGCGUCGGUGAAUUUCAAGGAACCUCUGGACUGUGCACUGAAGACAAACGUUGACCGCACAGACCAGUUACUCGGUCUUGUUAAUGGAAUGAAGCGAUUAAAAAGUGUAGUUCACGUCUCGACAUUCUACUCGAAUUGUGACAAGAGUUUUAUAGGAGAGCGCAUCUAUGAUGACAUCGAUUUUGGUGGCUGCGAGAAUAUAAUGAAUAUUAUGUCCCAUUUGAGAGAACCAGAGAAGGAAACUUUAACAGAACACAUCGUUAAGAAUUUCCCGAACACUUACACCUUUAGCAAGAAGUGUGCCGAGGUAAUGAUACGAGAUAAGUAUCAAAACCUACCGAUAGGAGUUUUUCGACCACCCAUUGUAACUUCCACGUACCGUGAACCUGUUCCCGGCUGGAUCGACAACUUCAAUGGACCAUCGGGUAUGGUGGUCCCACUCUCCGAAGGUCUUUACAGUGUGGCCUUUGUGGAUGGGCGAAAACGUCCGUUUAUCGUCCCUGUCGAUUACUGUGUGAAUGCGUUGAUAACCUGUGCCAUGGAUGUGUACGCUAAUCAUCGUACGAGGAUGGGGAUUCCAGUGUACAAUUAUGUAAACACAGGGAAUAAUCCAACCUGGGGAACGAUCAUCGGGCGAUUUUGUGAAGGGCUCUCUCCAGCGAAGCGGUUUAUGGCCACCUACCUAACCGCCACCAUAACUCGUAACCCGCUGCGCUACGCUAUAUGCAAACGAACAAUGCUUCUUCAAGGACUCCUGCUGGACCUGGCGAGGCGAAUCGGUGGCAAACGUCCCAUCCUUGGGCCGAUGUUCGAGAAAAUGAUUAAUCUCAGCGAGGUGUUGCAAUUUUUCUGCAUCAACGAGUGGCGCACGGAGAAUGGAAACGUCCAGAGGAUGCGAGCGGAACAAAGCUCGACCGAGAGGAACAUCUUUCCGUUCGAUUUGGCCGAGGUGGAUUGGGACGAGUACUACCGCAACUUCGUUCCCGGAGUGAUGAAAUACGCCAUAGAACCACGCAAAGCGAGGGAUGUCCGCCGGCAAGAUUCGGAGAAUUGGAUUUUUUUGAUGUUCAAUUUUGUUAUUCUAACUCUGGUAAAUUUUAUCAAGCUUCUCUUCGGUCCGAAACGAAACUAAAAAAGUGUACGAAAACUUUAUACAUUAAAUGAAAAUUGACUUUGAA